AUGGCGGGCGAACAGCAGAAGGUGCCAGAAGAUAGUAAGAAUGGCAUCUCUGCUGUGCCUCCCUCUAGUGGAGGAAUGCAGACUUUUGCACCAUUGGCGUUUGACGAAAGUUUAAUGGCACCCGCUAGUGCUUUAGAGAUUCCAAAUUCAAGUGAAUCCAUGACCAACAGCAAGUCUGCAGCUGAUUUCUUUCUUGACCAAAUUGCAGCUGUCGUUUCGGAUGAGAAGAAGCUCUCAGAUAAUAUUAUGGAUUUGAUCCCACCUGUAGAAGCACCAAUGACUCAAGGAGAAGCAGUGACACAGAUGAUUACACCAACUGCCUUGUCCAUUGGUAUGCCACUACAGCCUCCUCCUGAUCUUAUAAUGCGCGCUUUAUCACCACCCACGUCGCUUUUGCCUGACUUCGGUGAUGUGACGUCUUUGUCUUUGCUUGGGGAUGCGACUUCAGCAGCCGCGACACCAACCAUGACGACUAUCACGACAGCAGUGAAGCGCGAGCUUUCAAUGGUAAAGCCUGCAGUCGCAGAAACACCAGGGUCAAUAAGGAAAAAAGCAGAGGUGGCGACAGCAGCUAGUAUCAUUCAAAAAAAGCAAAAGGUAGACGAUAUUAAGCCAGAUACUGUUGUAAGUGCAGCCACAGCAGUGGUGCACCAACCAAUUGUUCAACAAGCUCGACAAAAUUAUCAUAACUCAAACAACCCAUUGUCAGUUGCAGCAGCUGCCGCUGCAGCUCGCGAAAAAGUGAUGAAGGAACCUCAGUCUGGCGAUUUAUACGAGUGUGUUAUUACUAAGCGAAAUGGCGGACUUGGGUUAACACUUGCAUGCGUGGAUGACCACGUUCAGAUCACAGGACUCGCACCAGAUACACCCGCAGCCAGUAGUGGUAUUUGCGUUGGAGACACACUUGUCGCUGUGUCUGGGCUGCCCGUGCGUGGACUUCAGUUUUCUACCGUGAUUGGUCGGCUCAAGUCGACAUCAAGAAACUCGGUGGUACUUAAGCUUCGUCGAAACCCUUUCCGACAAAAUGCUGGAAAUAUAACUUCGUCUCGCGGAAAUAAGCGACCGUGUCGCGGCGGAUUAACAGGUUCAGAUAGCAGCAACAGUGCCAAUGUACUGACAAGUAAGACCAUGGCUUUAGAAUCACGGUUAGGUGGGGGGAUGGGAAAUGGUUCGAACGGCUCUGCAAGUGUUGCUUCCAACAAUUCCCAUGAAGCAAGCGUUGGAACCGAUGAUCUCCACCGUACACAUUACCAAGGAGGUAGUGGACUUGUGAGUCAUGCCUCGAGUCUUCAUGAGCAGCACCUACAAUUGUACUCGAAAGCAGAGCCAUUAAACUCGACGUAUUUUCCAACAGAUGCAUCUAUUCUCACAAUGGGAGCGACAAGUGCUGGUGCUGUGCCUCCUAGUGUCUUUGCGCCUUCGUCAUUAUUUCCUAGCGAUUCACAGGUCGGCUGGCGAGUAAAUUGCGUGGAAAAAGAGCGAUAUUAUGCCGAGUGUCGCGCUUUACGUCAUGAGCUGGGCAGAGCCAUGGUAGCACAACAAAUACAGAAGCGGGAUACAAAGAUGUAUACGUCACAGAUACAAGCAGUCAUCGACAAGUUUCAAGAUCAAGUUCGAGAAUUGUCUGUAAUGUCAUCAAGUGUUGGGAUAGAAGGUGCAGUAAAUUGUGAUGAGCUUGGAACACUUCGUCAGAAAUUAGUAGAGGCGAACCAGAAGCUGGCACAGCAACACACGGAUAUGCUAGUCUUAAAAGAACGUGAGUCGCGGCAUGCACUGCCAGAAGCUCAGCGCAUCAAAUGGCAACUUGUGUCUUACUUGCGAAAAAGUGUGCUUCAGAUUGACUGUAAAUCAGCAGUAAAACAGACGUCCACUUCAGCGGUCUCCAAGGGCAAUUUAACACCAUUAAGUUUUGAGAAGCGACUAGAUGGAGUCCGUCCAAGUACAUUUACCUUGUUAAUGGGACGAAACUGCGAGCAGAGUGAUGGUCCAACUAUAGAAUUGGAGCUGAAUGCUAAGAUGUGCACUGAGUUGCUUGGCUGGAACAUGCGAGAAGUUGUGGUCCAAGCAGGAGCAAGAUUUAUUGUAAGUGUCGAUGGUAGCAUACUCGUCAAAUACUUGCAACGGGAGGAAGUGCUUGCCGUCUCUUGGACUCUACGUGUAAACGAGAGCAACAAGGACGAUAAUUGCACGUUGAGCUUGCGCAACUGCACAUAG
Molecule: messenger RNA, 2214 nt
Organism: Plasmopara halstedii
Lineage: Eukaryota; Oomycota; Peronosporomycetes; Peronosporales; Peronosporaceae
Product: PDZ domain
Exons: 4
Coding region: 1-2214 (737 amino acids)
Molecular function (GO): protein binding
Source: RefSeq, a predicted model, not a curated record